Messenger RNA from Alosa sapidissima (American shad), 523 nucleotides. RefSeq names its product hemoglobin subunit alpha-2-like. Gene Ontology annotation, molecular function: peroxidase activity; oxygen binding; organic acid binding. The coding region runs from base 14 to 445 and encodes 143 amino acids. The transcript is spliced from 3 exons. Gene Ontology annotation, cellular component: blood microparticle; haptoglobin-hemoglobin complex; hemoglobin complex. The record is from RefSeq and is a predicted model, not a curated record. Gene Ontology annotation, biological process: oxygen transport; hydrogen peroxide catabolic process. Lineage: Eukaryota; Metazoa; Chordata; Actinopteri; Clupeiformes; Clupeidae.
CCAGACGUUAAAGAUGAGCCUUUCAGCCAAAGACAAGACCCUGGUGAAGUCUUUCUUCACCAAAAUCGCACCGAAGGCGGAGGACAUCGGUAAUGAGGCGUUGUCCAGGACCCUCUUCGUCUAUCCCCAGACGAAGACUUACUUCUCCCACUGGAAAGACCUGAGCCCCGGGUCUGGCCCUAUCCGGAAGCACGGCUUGACUGUCAUGACUGGUUAUAUGGAUGCUGUUGAGAAAAUUGAUGACCUCUUGGCCGGCCUACUCGAACUGAGCGAGCUGCAUGCCUUCACACUGCGUGUGGAUCCUGCCAACUUUAAGAUCAUAACCCACAAUGUACUUGUGGUGAUGGCGAUGUACUUUCCCGAUGACUUCACCCCCGAAGUGCAUGUGGCUGUCGACAAAUUCCUCUCCAAAGUUAACCUGGCUCUGUCUGAGAAGUAUCGCUAAUGCGGGGACAGAAGAACUACAUACCUCAAUCGAACCCGUCAUUGGUUCGACUUAAUUUGAGCAAUUAAUAAAUCAAUG